Molecule: messenger RNA, 821 nt
Organism: Coniophora puteana RWD-64-598 SS2
Lineage: Eukaryota; Fungi; Basidiomycota; Agaricomycetes; Boletales; Coniophoraceae
Exons: 4
Coding region: 38-670 (210 amino acids)
Source: RefSeq, a predicted model, not a curated record
UCAUCACCCAUCCCCGCCCACCACCUCCAACUCCGCAAUGGACCUCCCUAUCCCCCAUAACUUUCCAAUCGGCACUCAUCACCUCUACAACUAUGAGCUAAUGGCGGCGUACAAGGAACACGGCCAUACGAAGGAAAACAAGGAGAGCCUCCGCUCAUGGGUCCGGCGCCCGCGCGGACCCGAACUUAUACAGAAACACCGCGAGCAGCCAGUUCAUGCGGCUAUGUUUAAGGACGACAGAUACAAUCUCCCGAUGGAGGACGGAGAGUCUACACUUCGCCGUCAUCCCCAUGAAUCGCCGCAUCCAGCGGUGCGCAAGCAACUGCAUCCUCUCGAGGCCGCGGGGCAGGCAGAUGUCUUCAAGCACCGUGCGAUUGUCAGCUGGCUCUGGAGUGUACGUGCGUAUUGGAAGGCUCAAAACGGCAACACCAACCCACUUGCCACGCUCCCGCCCGAACUCGCCCACCUCUACCUCAAGCUCUCGGGUGAAGCCCCUUCACGAGCGUUCAUUCCCACCGGUGACGGUACCUCCCUCCCUCCUCUCAAGUUCGCUGAGGGACCAGCACCGAAGAAGGAUCGGACGAGGAUGAAUGAGCGUACCAUCACGCUAUGGCGAUGGCUGGAAGAAGGAAACGGGUGGAAUCGUAUGAUGGCGAGGCCAUUGACAUGAAUCGCGACGGAGGCAGUGACGACGGCGACGAUGAGGGUGGCAGCGCCCCUCCCCCUCAAAACGUGCGGUCGAAAGCAACUGGAUUAGGUACCGACCCUCACAUAGUACCUAUUUAUCAUGCCAAUAGAAUAUCAGUUUCAGUGCAUUUGAU